Molecule: messenger RNA, 2013 nt
Organism: Trichoderma aggressivum f. europaeum
Lineage: Eukaryota; Fungi; Ascomycota; Sordariomycetes; Hypocreales; Hypocreaceae
Exons: 4
Coding region: 1-2013 (670 amino acids)
Biological process (GO): anaphase-promoting complex-dependent catabolic process; protein ubiquitination; positive regulation of mitotic metaphase/anaphase transition
Cellular component (GO): anaphase-promoting complex
Molecular function (GO): protein binding
Source: RefSeq, a predicted model, not a curated record
AUGGUCUUGAGCUCUCACGAGGUUGCCCUGCUCCGGGUGGCCCUGCAGGAGGCGGUCGUCAAGUGUUCCGAGAGGUGUCUCUACCAAUCGGCAAAAUGGGCAGCCGAGCUACUCAAUGCAGUGCAUGAACCGGAUGACGAUGAGGACGAGACGGCCAGUUCCGGGCUCAAGCACACAUCGCCAAUCUUUUCGCCAAAUCAAGAUGCUGACGAGGCUGCUAUGGAGGCAAAGGAGCUCAGCAAGUACCUCCUCGCCAAGUCUCUGUUUGACUGCAAGGAGUACGAUCGCUGUGCCGCCGUCUUCUUGCCGGACUCGCUGCUGUCCACUGUUCUCGACUCGCGCCUCGAAAAGCCCCCUGUUGCUGCCAAGGGCAAGGGCAAGUCCAAGGCGACGGAUGAGACCAAGCUGAGCGCCGUUCCGCUGCCCAAGCUCAGCCAGAAGAGCUUAUUCUUGGCGCUGUAUGCCAAGUUCAUGUCCGGGGAGAAGCGCAAGAAUGAAGAGUCGGAAAUGGUUAUGGGCCCCCAGGAUCUCGGCACUGUCGUCAACAAGCAGCUUCUCAUUGUUGGGAGGUUUCUGGCUGCUUGGUUUGAAGAGAGGACGACAGACGAUGAUGAGGUCCUCGGAAGUCAGGGCUGGCUGGAAUACCUAUAUGGCAUGGUGCUUGCCAAAGAAAAGAAUGAUGAGAAGGCAAUGGAGUUUCUCGUACGAAGUGUUCACAAGUACCCCAUGAACUGGGGCUGCUGGCUAGAGAUGACAUCUCUCAUAUCAAGAGUUGAAGAUCUGAAUCGGAUAAGUCGACACUGCCCCCAAAAUAUCGUUUCUUACAUGUUCCAUCUCCACACGUCGCUUGAGCUAUACCAGCAAUCCGCAGGGCUUGCCACCUCUCUCGAUCAGCUCUUUGCCAUCUUUCCGACCUCCUCAUUUCUCCUCACUUGCAACGCAUUGCUGGCCUACCAUGCAAAGGAUUUAAUGGCCGCCGAGCAACAUUUCAGCCGGCUACUAUCACUUCAUCCACACAGAUUGGACUCUCUGGACCACUAUUCGAAUAUUCUCUACGUACUAAACAUGCAGCCAAAGCUCGCAUUCUUAGCUCACCUGUGUUCCAACGUGGACAAGUUUCGACCAGAAUCCUGCGUCGUCAUAGGAAACUACUACUCGCUCAUAUCAAUGCAUGAGAAAGCGGUGAAUUACUUCCGGCGAGCACUCACGCUUGACAGAUCGUGUCUCUCAGCUUGGACCUUGAUGGGACACGAAUACGUGGAGCUCAAGAACACUCAUGCUGCCAUAGAAUCAUAUCGCCGGGCUGUGGAUGUCAAUCGGCGAGAUUAUCGUGCUUGGUAUGGUCUCGGACAGACAUACGAAAUGCUGGAAAUGCAUACCUAUUCGCUGUGGUACUAUAAAAAGGCGGCGGGUUUGCGCCCCUGGGAUGGCAAAAUGUGGAUGGCGGUUGGGUCAUGCCUCCAGAAGAUGAGCCGAGAGCGUGAUGGCAUCAAAGCACUUAAACGCGCUCUGCUUGCGGAUGCGUACUAUGACGUUGGCAGCAGCUUUGGCAGCGGCGGCGAUCUGUUGGGUGCUCGUGGGGCCACUGGUCAUAUGGACCCGGAGAUCCUGCUACAGAUUGCUACAAUGUAUGAUCAGCUGGGCGAAGAGGAAGAAGCCAAGGCUUACAUGGAGCUGUGUAUGGCCCAAGAAGACGGCGGCCCAGCUGCGGCUGGGAAUCUUGGUGAGUCUGUGAGGAUUCAUAAUGACUCACCGGGAGGCUCUGAUGGCUAUCCCGACCGAGAAGAUCGCAACGUGGGGGGGAAUGCAGAGGGUACUGGCGUCACGGCUGCGACCAGCAAGGCUCGGAUGUGGUUGGCCAAGUUCGCCAUGCGCACAGCAGAUUAUACGACGGCGGAUCGGCUGGCAGCGGAGCUGUGUCAGGAUGGGGUCGAAGUUGAAGAAGCCAAGGCUUUGGCUCGGGAGGUCAGAUCGAGGCUCGAGGCAUCUGGGAUGUUGGGGCCUGCUAGCUAG